AUGGCUUCGACGAAAGCCCAUUUCGGGCCGUCUCUGGACUACAUAUCGAACCACCGAUCUCAAAACCCCUCGUCUCGCACGAUCCUCGUUACGGGUGCCACAGCCGGGAUCGGCUUAGCCAUCGCCAACCAUCUCCUCUCCUCGCCGGCGCAUCACUUAGUCAUCCUGACGGGACGGAAAGCCGAUGUCCUCGACGACCUGCGCUCCCGAAAUCCAGACAGAGUGCUGUGCAAACCGGGGGAUAUGAGCGAUCUGGACUACGUCGGGUCGAUCCUACGGGACGUCGAGCUGGAUGGCCGUCUGGACGGGCUGGUCCUCAACCAUGGCACGUUGGGCGCGUGUUUGCGGAUCGCGGAUAUGGAGGUGGAGGAUUGGGAGAGGACGUUUAGGAUCAAUGUGUCGAGUUGUGUGGCUUUGGUCCAGUCGGCUCUGCCUCUUCUUCGUACCGCGCAAGGUCGGAUCGUCUUCACUUCGUCCGGGGCCGCCUCGAACGCCUAUUCAUCCUGGGGAGCGUACGGGGCGUCCAAAGCAGCAAUCAACCAUCUGGCCAUGACGCUCAAGAACGAGGAGCCCCAAGUCACCUCCAUCUCCAUCCGGCCUGGGGUGGUUGACACCGCCAUGCAAGUCGACAUUCGCGAAAAAUAUCUCAAGAACAUGGACGAGAAGGACCAGGCCAAGUUCAUCAGCGCGAAAAAGGACGGCAAGUUGCUGCCGCCGGAGAAGCCGGGCCACGUCAUUGCAGAGUUGGCGGUCAGAGCUGAUAAAGACCUCUCAGGCAUGUUCCUCAGUUGGGACGAUGCGAAGUUGGCGCAAUACCAAUCGUGA
Molecule: messenger RNA, 825 nt
Organism: Capronia coronata CBS 617.96
Lineage: Eukaryota; Fungi; Ascomycota; Eurotiomycetes; Chaetothyriales; Herpotrichiellaceae
Exons: 4
Coding region: 1-825 (274 amino acids)
Cellular component (GO): intracellular anatomical structure
Molecular function (GO): oxidoreductase activity, acting on NAD(P)H, oxygen as acceptor
Source: RefSeq, a predicted model, not a curated record